UGGCAUAGGAAGCAUAUUCUUCAAAAAUUCUGAGUGUGGUCAGUAGCAGACUCAACUUCGUAAUGAAAGGUGGUCAAAAGAUGAUGGUACAAAUUGUGGAUGUUAGGGAUGUUAAAAAGUGCAAACCUCGUUUACCUUCUCUUGGUCGUGACGUCAAAAUUAUAUAUCGGUUCGACGAAGCAAAUAUUUUUAGUUGAGAAUGAGAAAACUCGAGGAGGAGCACUUUCAUGUAUCCAUAAAAUGAAGAUAUGUCUACGCUAUCUCGGUGACCCUGGAUAUCAACAAGGUACUGGUCAGGAACUUGGUGUUAGUCAAGCAGCGGUAUCUCGGACUGUGGAUAGAGUUGUGAACAGCAUAGUUGCACAGUCGAACGAAUGGAUCAAGUUUCCAACUACCAACCAUGAACUGAUGGAGGCCAAGCGGAUAUGGACUUAA
Acanthoscelides obtectus is the source of this 435-nucleotide messenger RNA. The record is from the annotation of a GenBank genome assembly. NCBI's taxonomy places the organism in Eukaryota, Metazoa, Arthropoda, Insecta, Coleoptera, Chrysomelidae.